AUGACUGGGAACGAUGGCAGUGGCAGUGGCAGCAGCAGCAGCAACAACAAUUUUUCAAGCACUUCCGAAUGCUGCUGGCCGGGUCUGAAGUGUACUAUCCCAUGCCCGGGUGGCACCUUUUGCAGCUGCUUCCAUGUGUUCAUGGCGCAAAUAAUCGCCGUCAUCAACAACAACACUGAACAGAGCAGAGCGGAGCAGACCAGGCCGGGACCCAGGACCCAGGCAACCAGAAUGAUGCUGGGGGAUAAAGAUGAGUUGAGAGACGUUGACGCUGACGCUGACGCCAUUAGCACCGAGUUUUGCAGCAUCAACGACAAACUUUAA
This is a messenger RNA of Drosophila miranda, 324 nucleotides long. RefSeq lists its product as uncharacterized. The record is from RefSeq and is a predicted model, not a curated record. NCBI's taxonomy places the organism in Eukaryota, Metazoa, Arthropoda, Insecta, Diptera, Drosophilidae. The coding region runs from base 1 to 324 and encodes 107 amino acids. The transcript is spliced from 2 exons.